Paramuricea clavata is the source of this 18528-nucleotide messenger RNA. The record is from the annotation of a GenBank genome assembly. Lineage: Eukaryota; Metazoa; Cnidaria; Anthozoa; Malacalcyonacea; Plexauridae.
GUUUUUGGAACAGCGAUGGGAUCACCAGUAUCGGUAGAAAUUGCUAAUUUAAUAAUGGAAGUCGAACAAAGAGCUUUAGCCUCUGUUCUGGUAUUUCUAUCGUUUUGGAAACGUUUCUUCGAUGAUGUCAUAUCUGCGGCUUAUAGAAAUGAAAUCGAUAUUCCGCUGCAACAUAAAUGGACUUUCAGCUUCUUUAGAUUUGAAUGUUCACAGAACUGUCGAAAGGAAGUUAGAGACUGAUGUUUAAAUUAACACAAACUCAUACACCGUGCACAGACAAAUAUUUGUCGUACGACUCUCAUGACGGCCAGUAAGCCAUAAAAGAUCCGUAGCAAAAACUUUGCUUCAAAGAGCUGAAACCUUGCCGUCAAACAGUAAUUCUCAUGCUAAUGAACUUGAAUAAUUAUGCACUAAAUGUUUUGGGGGAAAACGAUUGCCAAAAACAUGUUCUCAAUGAUUGCAUGAGAUCUGUUUGUAGGAACCAAAAUUACUCCGAGGGUGAUACCUCUGUUAGUCAAAGGUUAUGCAAUAGUUCCAUACAUUCGAGGUGUCACAGAGCCAAUCAAGAGAAGGAAAAAUCAGCUUUAGCGGAACAUGUGUAUGACACCAAACACAAGAUUACGUUGGAAAAUUGUAAAGUAAUUACCACAAAUAUAUCGCUAUGGUCAAAAACUAUGCCUAGAAGCGUGGCAUAUAAAUAUGAGUAAUCUUGCUUUAAAUAUAGAUAACGGUGGCCAUUUGCCAGAGGAAUACACGCAUCUUGUUGGCAGGUGACGUCUUCCUUUGUGUAUUUAAAAAGAUACGAUUGCAACUUUAGAUCACCUCUGAUGAAGACACUGGACUGGAGUGUCGAAACGUUUGGUCUUGAUUACACUAUUCGACUGGGCUUUGUAUUCAUUUAUUUAAACCAAAGUAGAAAGCGAAAACAUGAUUGAUAUAACUGGGUGCAGUGAACGAACAAACUUUAUAUUGAACAAAACCUUAACAAUUAAGUGGGUAAUAAUUAUGGACAUAACUAAUUUAGCAUACUUUGUACUAUCAUUGAACAAAUUUGGGCUAAAUUUGUUAAAAACAUUUAAAAUUUAAUUUUUUAGAAUAUAGGCGACGUGCCAAGUAUAGCCUUAAUUUAAUACAAAAAUGUACUUUUGUUCGGUAGUUUUUAAUCGACUCGUAUAUUUGGAAUGAUACAUAAGACGUAUACUUCAAAGGCUAAACACCAAUCUUUAUGAAAUAAUAGAACUCAAUUCACCAAUGCACCUUCGAACGCACACGAAGGGCGCGGUGAAUUUAGACUACUUUUGUUUACAUAAAUGUAAUAACUAAUUGCACUUUUUGUUAAAACAGAUGGCAUCCAACCUGUGAUAUUUAUGGAAUUCCAUCCAAGUGCAGUAACAACAGUGGGAUCUAAUAUCCAACUAUAUUGCAACGCGUCGGUAGUCGGACUGACUAAUCCGCGCACACAUGAUAGUAUUUCUCUUCGUAUUGUUAAUGACAGAAAUGAGAAACUUAACGAAUCUACCACCCAAGAUAGAACGGUAGAAUGUACAUUUGAUAUCAAGACCGUCACUCAUUCGGAUGCUAGGUUAUAUGUAUGUUUGGCCAAGCUAAGUCAAGGUACUCAAGGAUGCUCAAGAAAGACCAGGACACUAAUAGUUAAAGGUAAAUUCUCUUCCAUAGCUGAAAAUUAAAUUUUUAUCUUCUUAAAUCCGAAACCAUGCGUGUCCUUAACUAUAAUGGGCCUUCUGAUUGUCUCAUUUAUAUCGCGUGACACAAGGACAUAACUCUCAGCCUCUGGUUUGCGCCCAUAUAUGAACAAGGAAGUUAGUCAAUUAAGAAAAGUUUUCAAAACCGAAAGAUUGCUCGAAAAUUGUAAAACUUAUAUGUAAAUGUUGCUUUCCAGUAAAGCGUUUUAAUUUCGCACGUUCGUACACGUAGCUACGGAAAAGUUUAAAAUAUGAUAUUCAAUUAACGAGGGACUUAUGAAAUAAUUAGUAUAGCAGGUUUGGUAGUAGGAUGGUUUACAUGCACAAAGGGAUAACGUUUUUCAAAGAGCAUCAAAAUAUCACGAGUUCGAAGGAAGAAUGAGUUCUAUUUGAGGUCUUUGAAAAACUUGCGGGUGCUUGUUUCAUCCAAAUUCAAGAGAAACUGUCUAUUACGUAUCAAUAAUAUACAUAAAAAUGUUCGAAACAAUUGUAGUUUUAACUUAUGUUCAUAAGGCGAACAGUCAACUGGUAAAACUUUCCUGCCUUGUUAUGCCACAACACACAAUGGUAACGGUUUGAAAAUUUCACUCCAUUAUGUCAAUUUUGUUAUUCAAGAUUUUUAAGGUACCUCUUUUCCAUUUUAAAAAGAGAUGAAUGUCAUAUUUUUCACCCGAACUCAACUUCUAAUAUAUGUAGCUGGGUCACUUUUGACGGUGACUUGAAAACUGCUUUAAACUGAUUAUUUUUUUGAACAAUCAGAUCAGUUUACAGAAUUAUGCGCCGCUGUACAUGUUCGAGAUUAACUGCACUGAAAUCAACGAAUCAUAUUCGAGUAAUAUACUUUUGUAUAUUAUUAAAAUAAAAGGACAUAAUUUAAUAGUUGUAAUAAUAAAUGUUGCGUGACGUAAAAUGUAUUUGUUGAGGUAAUUAGUACUUAAAAUUCUUCCGUGCGUAAAUUAGAGGUGCCUAUGAAAAACGCUUAACUGCAUGGAAAACAGUCUUAAGACGAAGAAAAAGAAGUAUUUAUUUAUUCCUUUCCAUAGUCGGUUUACAUAUUAAAUUUUAAUUUUGUAGGGUUUCUGGCCAUCAGAAAUAACCAUAGAUGGUUAAAAAUGCCUAUAGCGCCCAGACGAAUGAAAUUGUCCAAGAAUAAAUAAUUAAUUGCAGAUGGUCACAAAACAAUACACACAUAUAGUCACACAAAACAAAAGGAAACACAAAAAAAAACAUCACAAAGUUGUAGAUUAUCAUUCAAUACUGCAUUUGCAAAAUCAAGACCAAGAUAUGAACAUGGAGGAUCUGUAGUCUGUAAAUGACGGAGCGUUAAUUCGUAGUGUACAGUUGAACUUGAGAGGAGUUACCUGUCUUAUAUAUUUAUGCAUUCAAAUGAAUUGGACAAAUUGAAUAACUUGAAAUGUAAAAAAUAAAUUUUCAAUGAUUUAGCUGUUUGAUCCUGACCUUUUUAUGCAUAUCCAACUAAAUUCAGUAAAAUUUUGUUAUAUUGGUUAUAGAUUGCACAGACAACAAAGGUGACAAAUUUCAUGUUAAUGCUGUUCUCACCGAAAGAAUGACUAUCUCAUAUCAAUGGAAAUAUCAGGUGGAAAUCUGCGACCAAUCAUAUCGUGUAUUUUGGUCAAAUCAAGGACCAGUUGAUUUAAAUUCAAGUUCAUUGAUGUUACCUCUAAACGUCACAUCCUACGAAAUUACAGAUUUGGGUAAGAAAAGGUUUGGACUACGAUUGACCAUGUCUGCGUUUUUUUUUCAAGAAAGCCUUGUUACAGUAUUAGAUAAUUUUGUAUAUUGAUGUAAUAUUGAUCAUACAUAUUUAUAGAACCAAAUUCCAGACGUGAAUACUGGGUUGGAAUGGCUGUUCAAACAAGCAAAGGGCUUUCAAGAAUAUACAGAGUUAGAAAGUCUUUUGGCCCAAGUAAGGCAUGUUGAAUUGUUAAUCAUCAUAUUAUCAAUUUAGUUGUAACAUGCAUUUGACUGCUAUUAAUUAGUUGGUCAAUAUUCUUGAAAAGGUUAAGUAAUAAGAUAAGUGAUUGUAUAUUAUAAUCAAGAAACGGUAUACCGUGUCAGAAAUAAAUAAUAUUAUUAUAUAUCAAUAGUCAAAGUCGCAUUUUUCUAGUGUUUUAUCGGUUGAGAGCAUAUCACGUGAGAGUGACGAAAUUAGGCAGUCUCCCUCGCAACAGCGCGAGAGGGGGAUAAUACGUUAUCGACCGGCGAAUAACAAAAAAAAUCACGUGCGCCAUCACGUGAAGAUGUGACCUUUGGACAUGCCUAGUACGUAAUUAAAACUUUCGCUUUAAGUAACUGCAGUGUAGCCAGUUUUUAAUAUAACGUUUCAACAACAAAAUAUUUCAUGUAUUUACGUUCAUUUGCUCUUUAAUUUGUUGUUUCUUUGACUAUUGAUAUAUAAUAAAACAAUUAUUACUGAGACCAAGGGAAAGCAGCCCUCUUCUUCGCCUCGAGAAACAUCUAUGGUCUCGGGUCCACAAAACACACUGUUUCCCUCGGUCUCAGUAAAUAAUUGAUAAGUAUUAGUGAUACUUUGUGUUACAAAAUUAUUUUACCUUGGGUUCACAUAUAUUUCAGUGUUUCACACUGUCUAAAGGUAGAAGCUUGGCUCUAUACUCGAAGUCGUCAAGAAAAAGAGAAGACCUUUUUUAUACAGCUUUUCGACUUCAUCUAUUUGCAGUUUGUACGAGCAAUAAAGAUGGACGCUUCUCUAUGAAUGGCAGUAUUACAAAAAACAACACCAUUUCCAUUAAUUGGAAUUACGAGCCAGAAAGUUGUGAUGAAAGUUUCGCUAUAUAUUGGUCAAGAAAUGGUCCAAUAUCAAAGUUUUCACAACCACAGCAGUUUGUCAAAAACACAAACAUCACUUCGUUUGAGACCAAAGAAUUAGGUAAUGGUAAAAUGACUUUUCAAGAAGAUAAUUAUUAUAUAUUUAAAAAAUAGUACCAGAAACAGUGGCUGCAUGUUCAUUAUACAGAAAGUCUACCCUGGUUCCAGUACUCUCGUUUCUUUCUCCGCGCAAUGUUCCUCUGGAACCAGCGUACAGAAAGCCCCGUUUUCUGUUUGAAAUGGAUCUGGUAUUUACACACAAAAUUCAUUAUCAAAUCAUUAUUAUUCAAUUAAUUAUAGAAAACCUUGGUGGUGUUACGAACAUUUUACGAGCUCUGAACUUAGUGAUAUUGUGUUGACAAUUUCAUGCAAUGUCAUAAAACCUGAUUAGCGCUAGCUGUUAGAAUAAGCUCUUACGAGUACAUCGCAUUAUUGUAAAAUCCAUGGGAAUUUCUUUCUAAUGAAGUGAGCUUUUAUUGCUAUAUUUUGCAUGAAUUUUCUUUAUUAGAAUCAGAUACUCAAUACUGGAUCGGCAUGGCCGUGAUUACAACAAACGGGAGUUCGAAAAUAUAUGUGUAUAAUGGGACAUUAAUAACGGGUAAGUUUCCAAAUAAAUAUAACUACACAUAAAACUUACAAUUUUAAUUUUUCUUUUUCGCUUUUACAACACAACCGUCAUGCUUGUAGAUGAAACUUCCAAGAAUGCGAUACGAUACGAGACAACACACACAAAAGUGACAAAACAAAACAAAACAAAACGACACAACACAACACAACACAACGCAACGCGACGCGACGCGAAAAAACAGACGCACAAUAAAAUUAAAGAGGAAAGAAUAGAAUGGAGUGGAGUGAAGAAGAGUAGAAUAGAUUAUGUUUUUCUUAGGUAGUAUCUCUAAUAGGGUUUUUCAUUAACUUUGUUUUUAGCAGCAAUUGAUGACGCCGGUGAUCCUGGUAAAGACAGUCGCAAAGAGAAUGACCUAACAACGCCUGUCGUAAUAUUCAUUAUUUUAAUUAUUUGCUUGCUUGGCAUUGCCUGUACGGUUUUCUUGGUGGUCAAAAAACGAAGACGAAAGUCGCAUGAUUCUGUAGGUGUACAUAGUUAUUGUUAUUGUAGUGAAAAUCUGGAAUUUAAUAAUUUGGUUGCACAUGCGCAUGCGUGUGACGCAGAACAAGAUUUUCAAAUUAUUUCGAUAUUUGUGCACCAUGCAUUAUGUCAUUAACAUUAUGUCUUUGCGCCUCUAGAUACCGGUUGUUCAAAUGACAAACGGAGCAGCUCAGAACCUUGACAUACUUUAUCCUGAAACAGAAAGCACAGGAAUAGUCAACGUACCACCUUUAUCCCCCAAAACCCUGCUUGAUGACGUAUUUGAAGAAAAUGAAGAAAUUGGUGAAACUGAGAAAACCGAUGCAGGUAUACAUUAACUGGUAGAGAGGGAGGAAAGCUAGAAUGUUCAUGAUUUUCCAAUUAGACCAUAAUUACAUGCAAAAGUAAUCACUCUACUAUACGUUCACAAAACUAACGUUUUAUCUCAAUUUUGAAACGUUUGUAUUGCAAAUGUGAAGCAAUAUUGAAAGAUUGAGGUUGAUCAGAAAUCAGAAGAGCCCAUUUUGACGAAUUUAGAUUUGAAUGUCGUAUACAUUAAGUUUCAAUUUGCAUCAUGUACAUCCAAAUGCACUCAAUUUUGAGAUUCAACCGUUAUAUUAAUACCUGUGGCGGGGAAGGGAGUUUUCUCGCACCACACGUAAGGCGGAUUUCCAGUCCUCGCACGAAGCUCCUCGCAGACGUUCUGCGAGUGUUUUGCCGCUCGCAGGAAAUAGUUCAAAAUUUUGAACUAUUUUUACUCACUGCGAGAGGUCGCAAUAAUAAACCAAUCAUAAAACAGCUUACAAUCACAUGAUAAUUUGUUUUCAAAAUGGCAGCUAGAUGGAGUGAUGAAAAUAUAGAAAUUUUAGUAGUUUUCUGUAUUCGACUUAUGAAUUAGUGGCUUUACCAAAUUGUGUAGGUAAUCAAAUUGGUUUGGUAACAUCCUGAAAUAAUUGAAGUAGCCUUCGUGGUCUUCCUCCCCUAAUUCUUUAAAUAUUGUAAAAAAUUCACUUAAUUGUGCUCACGUUUGGAAUAUUGGUCUUACCCAAAACCGUCGACUUCGCAAUAUCAACGUACAAAAUGAACUCUUCCCGUCACUACCUAGCCUGCGAACGGGCAUGCCAUGAUUACGAGAUUGGCGUGUGGUGGAAACGGAAUGACAUUGGUGCAUGCGAGUACUCGCAGCCAGUUGCGAGGAGCUUUGUGCGAGGACUGGAAAUCCGCCUUUAGACCAGCAGAAAAGCCAGGUGCCCCAAUUUUAUUACAUUAUUGCAGGCGUUAUUUAUCCAAUUUAACAUAAAAUGUAUACAAGAUAUACGCAAUCGUAGUCGUUCCAAUAUUGCUAAAGUAUAAAUACAGAGCGUAUAUAUCUUUUAGCGCAAUGGACAAAACUACUAUACUAAUCUUGUGCAACAUUUCAUUAUAAUUAUGCAAUCGGAAUGUUUCUGAAUAGUAUUCGGCUUCCAAUUACCCUGCUUGCGAGAGGUUCUCGUAUAUUUCGCCUUACUCCCGCUCGUAUAUAUUUUUCGGGAGGCGAGGAGAACGUCUGGUGCACGCGAUAUGAAUCUCAUUUCCUUUGGUAGAAUCUUUGUACCACGCACAUGAUUGGUUAGUCAUAAUUAGCAGUCACAUGAAGUGAUGUGAUUGGCUAGACAAAAUGAUUUGUUUAUAAUCGCAGAGCACGAUGUAAACAAAAUACAAAAAUAAUACAAACGUAUUAAAAUGCUUUUAUACUUGGCGUGGGUUAUUCGAAAUUAACUUUGUUUGUUCCACUAAGAAGUUAAAAAGAUUUUCUGCGCUGGAGAAGAGCUGCCAUCGCGGCAUGACUUGAUUUGACGGCAUGAAAUGUUCACUCUAUUAAUAUUUGUAAAAUAUAAAUUAUUGCUCACUUGCUUUAAUUAAUAUAUAUCGUUCAAGGUUUUAAAUUUGGGUAAUUCUUUGACUUUAAUAUAUCGUUAUUAAUACGAUUUAUUUUGCCAAUAUUUUCCCACCGUUGUCCUUUAAGGACAACCAUGCAUACUGGCUCCGUUGCACGUAUAGAAAUUAGAUAUAAAUAUUAUUCUUUCACUUUUGACUUAAUUUAUUUAGCUUAACUUUUGACUUACUUAUUUAGUGCUUAUUUUUAAUAUUUUAAAUCGCCUGAAUAGAGUUAUUUUGGUAGUAUGACAAACUCGGAAAUUUAAAACACGUCACAAUUUAAAACCGGUUUUGCAAGUUCUCAAACGGCAACUCAGCAUGCAAGUGAGAUUUAUAUCGCGUGCCACCAGAGGUUCUCUUCGCCUCGCGUAAAAUAAGUACGAGCGGGAAUAAGGCAAUAGAUACGAGAACCUCUGGCAACCAGGGUAGCUUCCAAGGAGAGCUUAUUUUAUCGACUUUACUUUUUUGUGGCUCCCUGGAGAGUCUCACCUUCCUUGCGUUAUUAGAGAAUUUACGAUUCACGACGCGGCUAGAGAAGCGCGUAUUGAAAGUUUGGUAACUAGCGCGGCCAACGCGCGUCUUGUGUAAUUCCAACGCGUAGUCCAUGAUUCUGCGACGGAACUUUGUCAAUUUGACGUUGUGAUCACCACCCUGCGAAUUUCAAGUGAGUAUCGAAUACUUUUAUAUUGAAAACGCGAUUUGAAGUUCUUAACAUUUUAUUUUUGAUGAAGUAGUACGAUUACAGUUUUGGUGGUGUUUAAACAAAAAUUCUCCAUAAUUUUCCCGCCAAAAAAAAAUUUUACGUCAGCGCGUUGUGUUUCGUAACGUAGAGAACAGAAUAAGACGACCAAGCCUUUCUAACGCUUUUCUCUCGCCGCGUCGUGGAUCGUAAACGUACUCUAUUCUUCGCCACGACGUGUGAACUCAGAAAUCAGCAAGCUGGAAGUAUUGAAGAAAAAAAUUUUAUUUCAUUUAUUUAUAUGCCAUCAUUAUAUGUAUACAGUGACUGACUGGUAAACCACAACAGCUAUUGCCAAUACUGUUGCCCGAAUACGGUACAGAUUAAACAAUUUACAAAGUACAGUUACUACAAACACAACACACAAUACUUGGACAAUAGUCAUUACAUAAAGUCUGGAAACAACAUGCCAGAUCUUCAGACUGCGAGUGAAAUUUGAUGCACACUCUUUUCCAUGUGCGGGAUCCUCAACGUUGUAUCGUAGUUUCAAAUGCUACAAUGUCGGAAUGUAAUAUAAUGAGUUCCAUAUUCUGGUUGCUCGGAUCUUGUACUCGGAUUUUGUACUCUUUAUCUUCUUGUAGCGUCUGAAUACCUGACAGUUCUUGAUGAAUGGGAGAUAUCUCGUGAUCAACUUUCCGUGACCAGCAUGGGGCUUGGUUCUGGCCAAUUUGGAAUUGUAAAGAAAGGAACAUUUCGCACACAUGAUGAAAAUGGAGAAGAUAUUGAUCUUCCUGUUGCAGUGAAAACUCUUAAAGGUUAUCAAUAUUCCUUUAUAGCGGUAUAAAAAUGAGUCGGGAAGAGGAGUCAGUUUCUAAUGUGCAUGUGAAUGAGUCUUUGCCUAUUGUGACCUGAAUACAAUAAUUAAGAUCUAUUAUGUAUACUAUGCUGAAAAAAAAGUCCCCAUUAAGUACAUGUAUUUUUCCUUAAACAAUGGACCUUUCACCUUUUGACUAAAAUUUAGAUUUCAACAAGUCUAGACAAAAAUUUUAUCACAGCUUGAAAGAGCAUCACAAAAUUAGUAAUAUUCCGAAGUUUCGUUGCGAAAUGUUGUAAAAUGUGGAUAAUAUAGCCUUGCGAAGUUUGUAAUUUUCAGUCAUUUUGUAUUACAAACGGGAAAUACAUACCCUUUUUCCGAAGGAGGUAUGUAUUUCCCGCGCGUAAUACAAAAUGACUGAAAAUGGCAAACUUCGCAAGGCUAUAUUAUCCGCAUUUUACAACAUUUCGCAACGAAACUUUGGAAUAUUACUAAUUUUGUGAUGCUCUUUCAAGCUGUGAUAAAAUUUUUGUCUAGACUUGUUGAAAUCUAAAUUUUAGUCAAAAGGUGAAAGGUCCAUUGGAACAUUCAUACUUAUACAACUCCAAAGCAACCAGCCCAUCCAAUUGUUUAAACUUUAAUUUAAAUAUCAAUAAAAUUGAAAUAACGUGUAACUCUUAUAACAUAUUUCUUCUUUCAACAGACAAGGCAACGGAAAUAGAUCGUUCAGAUAUAGUAACGGAGCUACGCAUAUUAAAAUUCGUCAACACACUCCCACACCCAAAUAUACUGAAACUAAUUGGCGCUUGCACUUCUGAACGUAAGUAGUUGCAAACUAUUGUAUAUCGUAAUUUUUGUUGAGAUAUUCGACUAUAUUUUCGGUUAUGCCGAAGUAAUUAAUUUUAUCGUUUUUUACAACGCCUCGAGAUAUGUCUUGGAGGGAUUCCUCUCUCCAACGUCUUCUUGGAAGUAGUUGCAGCAAAAAUCGUUGCAUGCGCCAAUACAAAGCUAGAAUGGUUCGUCACCUUGUGCAAAAUUUUUGGGAGCUCAAGAUUCACCAGUACAUUUCGUUGAUUGCUUUGCAAAAAGAGGUUUGAAUUUAAGAUAUGAAUCGUUUUAGGAUAACCAAUAAUUAUUGCUUAAUUAAAAUGUCUAUUUCGUUUAUACAGCAGCUACUGUAUUUUAGUUUUCCUCUUUGAAUACUUUUCCUCUGUAUUGAUUUAUACGCGCUUGACGUUUCGUACACAUGGAUGUCACAUCAACAUCAUCAACAGCCGUUUAUUAUCCACCUGAGGUUGGUUGUUCAAGGCUGGGUUCUUUUAACCCUAGUUUAAAUUAAAAUUUAAAGCAAACUUCUUCACAGCUUGUCUAUAAAUUUGGAAAUAUUUCGUCAGAGUUCUUGUCUGGAUCGAUAGGAGAUUACUUCCCUGAAGUUUUGAAAUAAACAGAUGUCAUGCAGAAAUGCACAAAUUAAAACUGAGCAGGAUAAAUUUUAACCCUGGGUUAGCGCUAGCUCACAUUUGAACAACCGCCCCCUGGAGAUUAGAAAAGAAUAGAGGCGGUAUUGCGGGAUAAACUCAUACGGAAGGGUUGAAUUGAAGCUUCCUAAUGGAGUUUGGAUUCAAAUCCAGUGCGGGUAUAUAAUAUGGCACGGCUGUAAAAUCCAACACCUAUUUGUUUUCAUUGUAACUUCCUUAGCAACAUCGCCUUGACGAUAACAUGCAAACAGUAGUCAUCCCCGUUAAGAGGCAGGCAAGUUAUGCCCGAGAAACAAGCUGCGUUUCAGGUCAUUUCGAAUAUUGAACAGUACGCCUGUGUGAUGAUUUACAUCAUAGAUUCAUGUCAAAUAGUAGGGCAGUAUAUCUUCAUGCGAAAAAAUUCAUUGGGUUGCUACAUUAUGUAUUCUCACGGCCGCAUUGCUCUUUGUAUUCUUUUAUAAUGUUAAAUAGUAAUGUACAGGGCUUGGGUUGAUAGGGAUGGAACUGCCUGAAAAAGACAAAAAGAACUUCUACGUUUCGAGCGAAGGUCCUCCAUCUGGAAGUUAGUUCGAAGCUAAUGGUCAUGUACAGGUUCUUAACCACAACAGCCUUGCUCCAACAUGCAUAAAUCUCGUCAGUCUGCUUAAUCGUUGGGCUAAACACGUUGUUGGAUUGUUUUUUAUCUUGCAGAACCAAUUUCAGUAGUAACAGAGUAUUGCGCAAGAGGAAACUUAAAACAUGUUUUAAAAAAGUACGGUGAAAUACUAAAUGGAACUAUUCCUGCAAAAUCUGAACCAAAGUUAACAAACGACCAACUGCUUAGUAUGUCUGUAGAUGUGGCAUGUGCUAUGAAACACUUAGUAGCGAUGAAGGUAAGAAAAGAACCAGUGCGGGGAAUGAUAAAUUUGGUGAAUCGUCCUAAUUUAUUCAAAAGAUGAGAGGUUUGGCAACCCAUUCUUAACUCAAAGUUCAGCAAAGUGGUUCAUGCACUAAUGUUUCUCCGUGGUGUUAUUUGCAACGAUUUUUCCUUUCUUUUGCGAUAGUUUGUUCACCGUGAUCUUGCUGCUAGAAAUAUAUUAGUCACAGAAUCAUGGGUUGCAAAAAUAUCUGACUUUGGCCUAGCAAGAGAAACAUCAAUUGACGGAGAAUAUGUCAAGAAUCGCAGGGUAGGAUUAAACAUUAUAAUUUAUAUACUGUAUAUGAUAAAAAAAUUGCUUUUAAUUUCAUGCAGUUCAAUAGAGUCAUUAUCACAGUUCAAUUGUUCACCUUAAACCCACUAAGAUUUCAUUUACGAAUAUUUUUAACCUAAGCUUCUGUAACACGAACAUUUUCAUUUGAAGGAUCCCGGAUGAGCAAUUCUAACCAUACCUUAAAAUAGGUGCUUACCCUGGUUCCAAAGGCUCUUUGCUAGGCGAAAGAAACUAGAGGUGAGAAGGAAGAUCCUCUGGUCACAUCGGUUGCCAAUUCCACUUCCACACUUGAUUAGGUUCAGAAUUUGAAUCUCGCAUGUGAUUGGCCAUUUUUAAAAAUAUGUCAACCUGGUUUGGGAAAUAAACAAGCUAAUUAUAGCUUCUGUAGCUAUAAUUAGCUUACAGUAAUGUUGGUCUCUCAAACCGGUUUGACAUAUUUUUACAAAUGACCAAUCACAUGCGAGAUUCAAAUUCUGAACCUACCCAAGUGUGAAUGGAAGUGGGAUUUGGAACCAAUGUGACCUUUCGCCUCGCAAAGAGCCUCGAUCUGCAUGAACCAGGGUAAAUCGGUGCAUAAUCGAGUGGAUUUUGGACUACUGGUCUCAUUCUACGUGGGUCAUGUUGUGGAAGGGCAUAUAAUAUUAGUCCCCAAAUUGGAAAGGAAAUAAUGUACUAGGAACGAGCAUCUACCUCUACAUAAAUCUGUACCGUAGUAUGAAAUUUAAGUUACAGGUGUGGACCAAUUAAUAUAGAUUUCAUACAUUUCCUUCUAAUUGAAACGUCUUUUUUUAAAGAAUUUAUUACCAGUCAAAUGGACAGCAAUCGAAGCACUAGUUGAGGGAAAAUUCACUUCCGCAAGUGAUGUGUGAGUAUAGUUAUUGUAAUCAAUAAUAUGAUAAUACAUGAGGAAUUUACCAUUUGGAUACGCCGUCCAGGCAGGUGGUCGAUAGUAUCAUCAAAUUGCUACUUUUAGACCGAUGUAAGAGCGCGUUUUGACUGUUAUCAAUUGCAGGUUUGGCAGAGUUGUUUAAGGCGACCAAGUGCAUACAUGAUUGUUAAAAAAAAUUAAAUCUGGCCCAAGUUAAAUUCAUUGAAAUUACCAAACACUGCAAUUAAAAAGUUAAAAAGCUAAGAAUCCUAAAUUUUCGAUUGCUAACUGCUACCUUCGUCAGAGUAAUUUGAAAAACACGAUCGGAUCAAACGCUUAAUGCCUUCGGGUCUUACCCCGUGCGCUGGUUGAGAGCAAGCUCGUGUGUAUAAAUGAGACGAUAAAAAGUAAAAUUGUAAGAUAGUAUACGUAUAAAAAUUUAAAAAAAAAUUGUACACGCAGAAAAUGCGUUUAUGCACCUCUCCCUCUCACUCCGCUUUUUCUAUCUUACCUCUUCUGUCAUGUAUGCUAACCUAGAAGGAGAAUUGGGUAUAUUCAUGAGUUCGUUGGUCAAUAAUUAAACUAUCCUUUAAUUUCUAGGUGGAGCUACGGUGUUGUUUUGUGGGAAAUAGCAAAUAUCGGUAAUUAAUUUUAAGACGAAUUAAUUGAACAUUAAUCCUUCCUUUCCUGGAAUGUAAUAAUGCAAAGUCAUUUUAAGAAGUCUCGCGUUUUGCUGUAUUUCUCUCAUCUCACGUUUUGCUGUAUUUUUUACAUCAUCUUUAUCGUUUUCCCAUUUUUUUAUAAAUGAGAUAUUUUCUUCAUCCAUGCAGGUGGAACACCGUAUAAAGGAAUUUCACCACACGACAUAAUGUCGCAUGUUGGUUCUGGUGGUCGAUUGGGCAAACCGGAUCGUUGUUCACCUUACCUGUGAGUAGGAUCAGUCACUUAUUUAAGAGACCUAAAGUCCAAUACAGAACUGCCAUAGAAAAUAACUAAUUUUUGCUGAGAAUCAGUAACAUGUGCUCUAACACUAAAAAUAUUUCAGUAACGGUUAUUUUCCUUUCCCCUAACAUUUUGUAUAAGUUAUAUUACUUGGAUUACAUAUGUUUCUCCAAACUAAAUAAUUUCCAUAAUUCGUGGGGAAACUGCUGUAACCGUUUUCAAGUACUUAAUCCAUGUUUUUUGUUAUGGUGCAUGACCAACUCAGCUACAAGGUCAUGUCGAAAAUGUGUUAUCAUAUGCGUACAGUAUAUUAAUAAUAACAAUAUAUUGAUUCAUGCAUGUAUUGCUAUAUUAAGGAAUUCGAAGUAUUGUCAGUAAUUGUAAUAUAGUCCUAUAAUAAUAUUAAGAAAUCAAAAUAUUUUGCAAUCUUGUUUGUUGGCUGGAUCAUAGUACAAUAUUAUACGUCAACUUAAAAUUGUUCAACCAGAAAGCUCAGUUUGUGGCACAUGAGCAUGAAGUUAAUCGCGAUAUCACGCCUUACGUCAUCAAUUGGCGAGCCUGCGUUCCUUUUGACAAUGUUUCACCUCGUGUUCCCGGGGAACAUGGGGUUGAACAUUAUUCGACGUAGACCAUGCGAGACAACACGCAUGACAACAAGAUGGUCGAUAAAAUAAUAGUAAGGGGUGAUGAAUACUUAAACUAAAAAAACCCUGGUUUUUUGAAAAGUUUUGUCAUUAAUAUUCCAAACGAUAUGUGAUUUGAAAGAAAAGCGACGAUACUUGCGUUAAUCCUAAAAUAAAACAUCGUAUUCACGAAAGUAAGUGUCAAGUUUAACUUCUCAACUUGGAGGCUUUUAAUUUUCGGUAUAAUAUAUCAUUUACAGACCUUCUGCUCGGGGGAUUCGGCGAAAUAUUACGUACCCUCAGUGAUGAUAUUUCGCUCGGGCCAAAGCCCCUUUGGAAAUAUCAUCACUUCGGUAAUAUAUCUCCGAAUUUUCCUCGCUCCAGGUCUAGAGUAGAUCUGUAAAUUAUAGAUAAAAGUGCACUGGUUAUUAAUUCAAUGUCCAUUAUUACUAAUAUCUAUUAAAAAUUAUUUUAAUUUAUAGGUUCUCAAUUAUGUCAGAAUGCUGGGAAACUUUACCAGAAAAGCGACCUACUUUUACAACUUUGCAUCAAAAACUGUCUGCUAUGUUAGAAGAAGAGGUAUAAUGGUGAUAUAUGUAACACUAUAUUGUUUUUAAAAAUAUAAUUUGUAUCAAAUGCAUACGAGACAUACAAAAUUAGCAUACAUCUUCAAAUGUUUUGGAUAUGAAUUUCUGGAGAAAUAUUUGACUUGUAUAACACAAUAACUAAGGAGUUCGGAUUUCUUAUAAAAGUACUCAACCUUAGAGUGGCAACAAUAAAGUCACAUCAUGGCGGAUAUUUUAUGUUUAAAAUAAUUUAACUAGAAAAAAACUUGACCUUCAUUUUUUAUUUCAUAAAAUGAUUUCUAUUGGUAUUUUGAAUUAAUUUUAUGAUUUAACAAAAAAAUCUAUAAUGCCAAAAGAAAAAUUAUUACGAAUUUUCACAUUUUCGUAUCUUGAAAAAUUUCGGCAUACCAACAGAAAUCAUUUUAUCAUUCAACAUACCAACAGAAAUCAUUUUAUGAAACAAAAAAUGGGGCCAUCGAAGUAUUUUUCGAGUUUAAUUACUUUAAAAAUAAAAUAUCCGCCAUGUUGUGAUGUCAUUGCUGCCAUGGCAACGGCUAUUAGAAGUAGCUUUCGAAAAAUUACGAACUCUUUAGUUAGUGUUGUCUGCUAGUUAGAUACUCUUCGCUUUUACACAUGUAAUAAUUGUCCAGAGAAUCAUAUCCUACUCCGAAAAUCUUUAAUAUUAAUUUAAAAAAGUGUAUAGGGAACCACCUUAAUUUAAUAGUUCAAAAGUUCAUUUGCAUAACUUCUUCCCUUCUAGACAACAUACAUCAAUGUUGGGUUCCUGAGUGACGGUGGCAAGGAUAACAAUGGAUAUUAUGAAAGAUAUACAACAGCCUGACAAUAAUAAAAGUAAUUAUAUAAGAGAAAUAAGAAUCAAACAUCAAUUGAAGAACAGAAUGAGUCUGUUUUUAGCUUAGAUUGAUUUACAUUUGUUUCAAUUAAAAAUAAUAAGAAUUUAUUGCUAAAAUAUAAUACUAAAAUUAAUUUACGGAACAUAAGUCGAUACGUUUGUCUGGGAGACCGACUCGUGCGUAACCUGCCGUCCUUCAUGGAAAAUGUUUAUACCGAGAGACUCGACUUGUCGCUAUUGCAGGGAAUUUCGUAGACUUGCUACAAGUCGACCAUGGGGAGGGAGGGCGCGAAAUCGACGGAAAUGUGAAAGAAAUUUAAAUGAAUCUUCAUAAUCUGAGUAUCGAAGUUCAAUAGAGUCAUUUUUAUAAAGAAAUGUUACAAUUAAGAGGAUAUUUAUAAUUAGAUAGCUCGUGUCCAUUGAUAUUCGUUUGCAAUUCCUCAAUAUUUUUCGAUGCAAAUGGACAGAAGAAGAUAUUGAUAUUGAAUUCACUCCAGGAUACUCAAGUACGCCUGAAAAUGAAAGUCGAAAACAUGUUUUAAUACCCCCGAUGGUUGAUCGAACUUCGCCACAAACGAUUAUAUACGACGCCAUAUUGAUUGCAUUAACUCGCAGAGGCUUCCUUUAUUUAGCUCUUCCCAUCACUCCUUGCGCGCUCACUUUUCCCUCACUAGAAACUUCGUAUAAGCCUCUGCGGAAGAGAGAGCACCAAGUGUGGAAACGAAAUAACUGAUCGAAGUAAGCGACGAAAGCUGUUCAAUAUAUCAACAAAAACAAGUGCAUGUAAAAACUUAUUGAAUCUGGACAGUAGUUUGUCAAACAAUGCGUGCCGUAAUUAUGCCGACAAGAAUAGUAAUUUAUUAAACUUAUUAUAGAAAGUUGAUUCAGUUCGCCAGCGAUUUAAUUAACGUAGUAGAAGUUAAUCUAUAAAUUGAAAAGAAUCAGACAACUGUAACCAAUGUUCAAGAAGCAGAGAGACGGCGACUGUGAUCAUCAGAUGCAUCUUCGGUGGCAGUAUUAAAGUUUAUUUCUACACCCUGUGCUUUGCACUCAAUGUAAUGUUUGUUUGUGUAUUCAGUUUACAUGGUUUUUGUGUUCUACAAAAUUGUAAUUACAUUGUUUACCCUGUUUGCUUCAAUAAUACACAUUUGUUCAAUAAAAAGCCUGAGAAUAUAAUAUUAUUUUCAGACUCCUUCGAUAAUGACCGAUAAUGUAACCGCUUCGGCCUUCAAUGUAAACAAUGACGUCACCGGUGGGGUUUUCCAACGGUGACAUUUGGCGCGCUGCAAAUGAAAAGUCCUUUCCACAGAGGAAGUGAAGCGCACCAUAGAAGAGCCUGGAAAGGACAUUGGAAAGUCUAGGAAUUGCAACCCAAGGAAUUGUUGUUGCGAUAAGUUGUUUGACAGUACCAAAUUCUAAUCAAAACAAAUAGUUAAAAAUUAUUCACGUUUGUUUCCCCAUCAGCGGUUUCAAUUACGCAUGCAACACAUAAAAAUAAACACGGAAAAGUCCUCGAUCAUAAUGCGUGGGCAAUUGUUUUGUGCGUUUGGCUAAUGCGCAGCAACUAGGGGCGCUUCGUUUAACACGGCCAAACCGGUCAGAACGAUCAAAUUAUUGAAUGAAACACAAAACAUUUCGGCUUAGGACCUAUAUGACCGGAAAAUUUUGAUAACAGAAUGAGGUCCAUUUUCGCAAGAUAUUUGAGAAAUAUAGACCAGAUCGUAGCCUCCUCCGCAGGCCUCUCUAUGGGUUUUAGCCUGCGAAUGGGUUUUGAAAAAAAAAAUUUCUGGGAGAGAGGCCUGCCAUAAAUCGAACAAAAUAGACGUAUCUCAAAUAUUAGUGGCCGUGUUAUUUUACCCCACCCCCUAAGUAGGCUUUUGACCCUAAUUAUAUAUUCAGUUUGAAAUCUUCGGGCGAGGAGCGAAACUUGCAAGUAUAAAAAUCUUUAAAAAUGUUUUAUAAUGCGUCGAAAUAUUCAAGUUAUACGAAAAUUAAUUGGUCAAUUGAAAGCAUUAUAUCCUGAAUUAUAUAUCGCAAUGUUCAUCGCGGUAUAAAAAUCGAUCGCUCAAAGCAGCCAAAUGUUUUCAAUUAUUAAUGUAUAAAUUGUUCAGCCGAGGAAUUACAAUUUCUGAAUUUGAGGAAAUUAUCUGGCAUAAUUUCGAACGCAAAACGAAGAAUGGAACGAUAAGAAAGGUAUAAUUUGUUUAAUAAAGGGAUUAUAUUAAAUUGUAUUGUUUUCUGGAAUAUUUGUGUUGCCAUUUUGAUUUAUAUUUUACUAUACUUUUUCAACAGUCAAAUCAUCAGGCAUUUGGCAACAUGCUCAGUGAAAUGAUGUAUAAAAGGAAAAGAUCUUUCUGUUGAAGCAACCAUUUCAAUAUUAAAGUGACUGCAACUUGGAAAUAUAAACUAACUGUAGAAUUUUUUUGGCAUCUUAUAUAAAGCCUGCAUUACCUGUAUGCAUUACCUGUAUGCAAAGCCUGAAUUACCUAUAUGCCUACCACAUUAUUAUUUAAUAUGCCUGAGAUUGAUGCAUACAUUCUUUUGUGAAUUAUUUGGUUGAACUGGUAACCUGCCAACAUACCACUUUAUUUUUCACCCUGCUCGGUUUCCUUUGUUCUUAGCGGGGAAUAUAUUCAAUAUUCCACUCUAAUCAAUUUCCGUUUAAUAAUCCCCUCUAAUAUUCACCUGCAGUUAAUAAUCCCCUCUAAUAUUCACCUGCAAUGUCUUUGCAGCACAAAAAAUGAAAAAAAAAACAUAACGAAGGCAAUAUGGCAUUAAGAAUUAUUUCUAUUCUGACUCAUUAACGCGACCUCGCAGUGUGAAAAAUAAGUACGUUAUUUUGAGGCACCUCGGGGAUAUGUGUUUAUUCACCUCGGCGCUGCGCGCCUCGGUGAAUAAAUCACAUAUCCCCUCGUUGCCUCAAAAUAACCUAUACGUAUUUGUGAACUAGGCUUCACUCAG